Cetraspora pellucida is the source of this 327-nucleotide messenger RNA. NCBI's taxonomy places the organism in Eukaryota, Fungi, Glomeromycota, Glomeromycetes, Diversisporales, Gigasporaceae. The record is from the annotation of a GenBank genome assembly.
AUGACAAUUCCAAUUGAUUUAUCUUCAGAAGCUGAUAGCACAAAUGACAUAUUUGAUAGUAAUGAGUCUUGUAUUAUGAAUCAAGAUACUCUUAUUUCUGCUUUUACUUCAAAUGUAAACACAUUUAUGGAAUCUGAAACAAAGCUUAAUAUCGAAAAUCUAGCAGAUCUUACUUUAUUAUUUUUUAAUUUUAAUAUCACAGAAUCGUAUAGUAAAGAAUUUAGACCGCAACAUAAACAAACAUCAAGCAAAGGUCAUGAAAAUAUGGACUUCAAAGCAUCGAAUAUUGUUGAUGAGGUCUUAGAAAUUGAAAAUGACAAUAAUUAG